AUGAAGCCUGGCACACUGGGCGCUAUCGUUGCUGCCGUUGCAGCUGCUUUGUAUGGAGGUGUGCUGUUUCCACAAAUACCGAGCCCCGCCGAUCCCGAUGUGUCUAAGCUCAGCAAGCGCUUCACGGACGUGAUCGGCGAGUCUUUGAACCUGCGCAUCAGCUGCAAGGGACAGAUGGUGCGAGAUCGUGACACCUUUUUCUGGUCACUUUUCACAGACAAGUUUGGCAGCAACCCGAACACCCCUUACAUGUGGAAUGCGCUGCCAGCUUUCGGCUUUCUCCUGCCAAGUCCAAUGUGGAACCUGAGGCGCGACGACGCCGUCGUCCUCAUUGCCCGGCGGCCGCCUGACGUCGAGUACUUCUCCUUCACUACCUUUGCGCUCUGGAUUCCACGGCGUGGCCUGCAGUUCAGCAGCCUGGGUGAUUCCGUCAACAACUUGAACAUUCGGGAGACUCCCGAGGGCUUGUUUGCCCACGUGGUGACAGCGAAUCAGAGAACCUUCGACCUUGUCCAAGCGGCUCUUGUCGGUAGUGGAUUGCCCAGCAGCGCGAUCAACCUUGCCGUGGUACCUUCUGACAUUGGUGGAUUGUUCGACGACUGGACGCAUUUCGAGACCGUGCUGAGACUCUUUCGCUUCGCCAACCAGAGUGACGGAGAUGCUUACCUCCAUUCCCACCACCCGGUGUACUAUCUCAAGGCACUGCAUGGCGAGGUGGCCCCUCUGCCCACACCCGUCUACAAAGGCCGCCAUCACCCCAGGAGCGUCCGAGAGGGCGGGCUUCAGGCCGAAUUCGAUGUCUACAACCAGAAGAUGCUUGCGCAGGUGGGCCAGGCCAUGUCACGAAAGCUGGCAGCGGUGCGACCUACCCGGUUUGAGCCGCUGAUGAUCCAAGGCCUGCAGUGUCUGCAAGAGGGCACCGAGUGUCUUGGGGAUUGCCCUGAUGCGGCAUAUUUUGGGCCCAACAUCCUCGAGGACAGCGACGUAAUCGAUAUGCUGGAGUUGUCGGGGAAUGAACUGCACCUGGUAAGCGUGGUGAACCAUCGCCUUCUGAAUGCCUCGAUCUAUGGGAGUGUGGCCGUGCUGAAGAGCGCACGCCCAAGCCUGAGCAAGACUCACAUGAGCAUCCGUGCCACGAGCCUGGGAGUGACGAGCUUUGACUUUCCAAAGGAUCCGUUCGUUACGUGGGCAUUUACCAGGACUUCUGCCAUCUGUGAGCAGCUGGGAGAAGCUGUGGCUGGUUGCUCAGUGGUUGCAGAUGACCACGUGGAGCGUGCUGGUUACCUUACCUACUGCGAGAGAGUGUAUCUGAAUCCGAUCACGGGUACAGGCCCAGACUGGCAGGACCUGAUCUCAGCAGUGAUCUACCGCCUGAAGCUCGAUGAGUUGCCGAAAAGUGAGCCUCCGCCUUCCUCGGACUUGCCCAGCAGUCUGCCGCCGGCAGUUCCCGUCACCGUCUUCCACGGAACGGCGGCGGGUCUCCGUUUCUUGCACGUCGUGAAGACAGGCGGAGAGUCGCUGGAACUUCACCUGGCCAAGCAGCCGGCGCCUUCUUUGAACUACGGCGCCUGCCGGGCCGCCGCAGCAAAAGCCCAGCUCUGGCCCGAGACGACGGCCCGGACCGGGCCUCUCUGCCUGGCUUUGUCCCGGGCGGUGACGCUGGCGCUCUGCGCCGCCAACUGUGAGUGCUGUGCACGGGAUGUGCUGGAGCAGACGCCGAAGUCACAGGCUCCGCUACUGAAGGGUACCCUCCUCCGUUCGCCGAGAUCACACGUCUUAUCUCUCUUCUCCCACUGUCACAUGGCGCACCACAACACCUGGAAGAGGAUCUGGGACGACCUGCCUCAGUACGCAGCCGAGGGGCUUUUGCGUGUUACGGAGGCUGCUUGCGACAGCCACUGCACCCACUUCAAGCCCGACCCGAUCGAAGACCUCCGCAGCCAGCUCGAACAUGUAAAAAACAGCAGUAAAGAAGCACUCGGAGUGCAAGUCAUUCCCUUUCUGCGGAACAUGCAGACGCAUGCCUUGACCUGCCGGACGUCACAGGGUAGCCUAGGGCAGCACUUUCGGGACCUGCACUCCGAGGAGGCUCUGCCGUCGAUCGAGGGCGCCCUGGAAACGCUCCGGCGCUUUGACUGGAUUGGGCUGACGGAUCUCUACGAGCAGAGCAUCUGCCUUCUACAUUUUCAGUCCAAUGGCAGCUUGCCACGCUCCUGCGACUGCUCCGAGGGCCCGGUAGCGCCCCGCCUGGCGCUGCCCAAGUUCACCCACGGCCAGAAGGCACUUUCCGCGGAGGAACUGCCCCCAGACCUGCUGGCCCGCAUCGAUGCAGAGACAGAGCGGGAUCAGAAGCUCUUUGCCGAAGCUCUGAGGCUGCUCCUUGGCCGCCUUCGGAGGGUCGAGGAGCUCACCGGAGCUUCCUUGCUCCGCUGCGUUCCCUGGCGCCAGCUCUUCCGAAGGACGCGAUACAUCCCAGACCUUUGGGCUUCCGACUCGCACCUCGCAGGCUUCAAGCUGAAUCACCGCGAAUAG
Messenger RNA from Symbiodinium necroappetens, 2532 nucleotides. Lineage: Eukaryota; Dinophyceae; Suessiales; Symbiodiniaceae. The record is from the annotation of a GenBank genome assembly.